AUGGACGCUGCGUCCCUUCAUCCACCGGAGGGCCCGUCCCCAUUCGAGGCGCACCUCCUCAACCUCCUCAGCACGUUCGAGCAGAAUCCCUCUCUCGCUUAUCAGACCGUCCCCGCUGCCAAGACUCCGUCCCAGCAGGCCAUUGAGCGCGGCAUCCUCGCCCUCGCCCAGCGCGCCUCAAAUUACGCGUCUUCCCCCCCGUCUACCGCCCGCCGCGCUCUUGCUGAUUCUCAUCUGCCCCAUACGCCGCCUUCCGCUGAGGCGCGCACGCCUACCUGUCCGUCAUGCUCCACGCCGAUCCCCCCGCCUUCUGCUACCCCCACGUCACCCUUCGCCUCCCUCGAACUCUCGUCGCCCCGCCAGUCGUGGUCCAACGGCGUCGCCGACACUGGCAUGAGCGCUGAGAAGGAAUUGGAAUUGCUCAAGGCUCAGGUUCAGGAUAUUGCUCGCGUUUGCAAGGCCGUCGCUACCGGUGAUCUCUCUCAGAAGAUUAUCGUCCCGGUGAAAGGCCAGGCAAUGACGGAACUCAAGGAUAUUAUCAACUCCAUGGUCGACCGGCUCAAAACAUUCGCCACCGAGGUCGAGCGCGUCUCGCUCGAAGUCGGUACUCAGGGCAAACUCGGCGGGCAGGCUGUUGUCGAAGGUGUCGAGGGCACAUGGCGCGAGCUCACAAACGUUGUCAACCGUCUUGCAGCAAAUCUCACCAAUCAGGUGCGCAGCAUCGCCAAGGUUACAAAGGCCGUGGCGCGUGGCGAUCUGAGCGAAACCAUUACUGUCGUCGCCAGCGGCGAGAUCGCGGAACUGGCCACCACGGUUAACGGAAUGGUGUAUAGUCUACGAUUACUAGCAGACGAAGUCAGUCGUGUAUCUCUCGAGGUCGGUUCGCAAGGAAAGUUGGGUGGUCAAGCGCAUGUACCCAAUGUCGAAGGCGUAUGGAAAGAUCUCACAGUGAACGUCAAUCGCAUGUGUCACUCUCUUACAACUCAAGUACGGUCGAUCGGCAGCGUCACAACUGCAGUAGCAAGGGGUGACCUGUCCAAGACAAUUGAGAUUGAGGCUGAAGGCGAAAUGGCCGUGCUCAAAGACACGGUCAACUCCAUGGUGAAGCAGCUCACCAUCUUUGCCGGGGAAGUCACCCGUGUAGCUCUCGAAGUCGGGACACAAGGAAUCUUGGGGGGCCAGGCUGUGGUCGAUGGGGUGGAAGGGGUCUGGGCAGACCUCACCACGAACGUCAACAAAAUGGCUCGUAAUCUUACCGAACAAGUGCGAGAGAUUGCGGAAGUCACCAAAGCGGUCGCCCGUGGUGACCUCACUAAAACGGUAAACGCCGAUGUCCAGGGCGAGAUUCUCGAGCUCAAGCUCACUGUCAACGGAAUGGUGGCCCAGCUGAACGUGUUUGCGGCUGAGGUCACGCGAGUGUCCCUUGAAGUCGGUACGGAAGGCAAGCUCGGCGGUCAGGCCCUGGUCCCCAACGUCGAGGGCACCUGGAAGAUUCUCACGGACAACGUCAACUUGAUGGCGCUUAACCUCACCACGCAGGUCCGCUCCGUUGCGGAAGUUACAACUGCCGUGGCAGCGGGUGACCUGUCCAAGAAGAUUACUGUCGAGGCCUUUGGGGAGAUCGCUCAACUCAAGAACACUGUCAAUGCCAUGGUGGACUCCCUUCGCUCGUUCUCGUCCGAAGUCACUCGUGUUGCCCGUGAAGUCGGUACCGAUGGUCGCCUCGGUGGCCAGGCCCAUGUACCCGGCGUGGCCGGGACCUGGAAGGACCUUACAGACUGUGUCAAUGUCAUGGCCGCCAACCUCACCGUCCAGGUGCGAACCAUCGCCCACGCCACUACCGCUGUAGCGAGAGGUGAUCUCACUCAAAAGGUCACUGGUGUGACUGUAUCUGGAGAGAUUCUCGACCUCGUCAACACCAUCAACAACAUGAUUGACCAGCUGGCCAUCUUCGCUGCCGAGGUUACGCGGGUUGCGCGCGAGGUCGGUACAGAGGGCAAGUUGGGUGUCCAAGCAGAGGUAGAGAACAUCGAGGGGACAUGGCAGGAGAUCACCUCCAACGUCAACACCAUGGCAUCCAACCUUACAUCGCAAGUGCGCGCGUUUGCUCAGAUUUCGGCCGCUGCCACCGACGGUGACUUUACACGCUUCAUCACCGUCGAGGCGUCGGGCGAGAUGGAUAGUCUCAAGACCAAAAUCAACCAAAUGGUGUACAAUCUGCGCGAGUCGAUUGAGAAGAACACGAGUGCGCGUCAGCAGGCAGAGCUUGCCAACCGCUCCAAGUCCGAGUUCCUCGCCAACAUGUCGCACGAGAUCCGCACGCCCAUGAACGGUAUCAUCGGCAUGACUGUCCUUACACUUGAGAGCGAAUUGACUCGCCAGCAGCGCGAGAAUCUGAUGAUUGUCUCGAGCUUGGCGCAAUCGCUGCUCACGAUCAUCGACGACAUUCUCGACAUUUCCAAAAUCGAAGCUGGUCGCAUGACCAUGGAACAGAUUCCCUUCUCGCUCCGGUUGGCUGUCUUCAGCGUCCUCAAGACGUUGUGCGUCAAGGCAUCACAGAACAAGCUAGACCUCAUCUUCGAUAUCGACCCCACGAUACCUGAUCAGCUCAUCGGUGAUCCGCUUCGUCUCCGUCAGGUUAUCACCAACCUCAUCGGCAAUGCGGUCAAGUUUACCACCGAGGGCCAAGUCGCCCUUUCCUGUCGUGUCAAGGCGAGGCGGGAUGCCACAGUCGAGCUGCAAUUCUGCGUGGCCGACACGGGCAUUGGUAUCAAGCAGGACAAGCUGGACGUCAUCUUCGAUACCUUCGCGCAAGCCGAUGGCUCUACGACGCGCAAGUACGGAGGCACGGGUCUUGGGUUGACCAUCUCAAAGCGCCUGGUCAGCCUCAUGAACGGCAACCUGUGGGUCGAGUCUGAAUUUGGCGAGGGUAGUCGGUUCUACUUUACGAUGACGACCGAAACAACGACGACCUUGCGCGAGCAAGUCGCCGAACGGCUGGCGCCGUGGGCUGGACGGUCGGUGCUCUUCAUCGACACGCUGAACGACAACACGGGGGUUAGCGAAAUGCUGCAAAGCUUGCACCUCAAACCAACCGUGAUUCACUCGCCAAACGCCGUUUGGGAUCUCAAGCAAGCCCCAGAAGGGUUCCCACACUUUGACACGAUGAUCGUCGACUCGCUCGCGGCAGCCGAGAAGAUUCGCACCAUCGAACACCUGCGAUACAUCCCUAUCGUGCUGCUCGCCCCGUCCAACAAGCCGAGCGGGCCCGACAACCCCUCUUUCAUCGACCUGGACGAGACGCGGCGAAAGCUGCUGAACCUCCCGUCUCCCACUGAGCAGAUACUCUCACCAGUACCAGUCAAGGACUGCCUUGACAUGGGCAUCAACACCUACUACACCACGCCACUCAACCUGCAGGAGCUCAGCAAUGCAAUCCUCCCUGCGCUUGAGUCUCACCAGGUUCAGCCAGGUGACACCGUCAAAGAUACUGUCCUCAACAUCUUGCUCGCAGAGGACAAUGUGGUCAACCAGAAGCUUGCGGUCAAGCUCCUGGAAGUUGCAGGCCACAAGAUCGAGGUGGCGGACAAUGGCGAGAUUGCGAUCGAUAAAUACAAGCGUCGACAGGCGGAGCGUAAGCCAUUUGACGUGAUUCUCAUGGAUGUGUCUAUGCCUGUCAUGGGGGGCAUGGAGGCGACAGGGCUAAUCCGCGAGUAUGAGGCGUUCAACGGGGUCAUGGCGACGCCCAUUAUCGCAUUGACGGCUCACGCGAUGAUAGGAGACAAAGAGCGGUGUUUGGCGGCCGGAAUGACCGCAUACGUGACCAAGCCGUUACGGCGCGGCGACCUCCUGCAAGCUAUCUCCAAGGUCCUACAGGCAAAACCGCAGACGUCGCAGGCAUUGUACCUCCCCGAAGCAACGCUCGACGACCCGGACCGGACGCUCGUACUCGCGAGCCGCUGA
This is a messenger RNA of Cutaneotrichosporon oleaginosum, 3963 nucleotides long. RefSeq lists its product as uncharacterized. Lineage: Eukaryota; Fungi; Basidiomycota; Tremellomycetes; Trichosporonales; Trichosporonaceae. Gene Ontology annotation, biological process: phosphorelay signal transduction system; cellular hyperosmotic response; phosphorylation. Gene Ontology annotation, cellular component: membrane. Gene Ontology annotation, molecular function: phosphorelay sensor kinase activity. The record is from RefSeq and is a predicted model, not a curated record.